Messenger RNA from Volvox carteri f. nagariensis, 522 nucleotides. RefSeq lists its product as uncharacterized. The coding region runs from base 1 to 522 and encodes 173 amino acids. Lineage: Eukaryota; Viridiplantae; Chlorophyta; Chlorophyceae; Chlamydomonadales; Volvocaceae. The transcript is spliced from 4 exons. The record is from RefSeq and is a predicted model, not a curated record.
AUGCAAUCCUGGCGACGGCCCAGCACGUCGGAAGGGGGUGCCGGUGGCGGGGGCGGCGCCGCCCCCGCCACCACGGCCCGUGGCAGCACGGAGUCCGAGACGACGGGAACGGCGGAACACGCGGGUGAUGAGCAGGGCAGCAGCGGCGGUGGCGGCGGCGGCAAUGGCAUCACCGAGACGAUCAAGUCGGGCGUCGGUCGGCUCAAGGCGAGCUGGGGGUGUGGCGGGGGCCCCCGUGUGGCGGUCGUGAUGGCGGCUAGCUCGGUGGCCGAGUGUGCUGUGGUGUACCUGUGUAACUAUGUAUGUGUGCAUGUUUAUAUGUACCACUUCCACGUGCAAGGAACAACAGCACAACGCCCACCGCAACCGGACAUAAAGACACCGCCCGCCACUACCAGCGAGGCGGCCGCGGAGCAGGCGUCAUCGGCCCCCAUCCUGCAACUGCAGCCACUGCAGCUCAUGUACGAGCUCUUGUUGAGGCAACUGAUAUUUCAUGCGCUGGAGGGCCCGUGGCGAUUGUGA